Messenger RNA from Plasmopara halstedii, 507 nucleotides. RefSeq names its product polyprotein. The record is from RefSeq and is a predicted model, not a curated record. NCBI's taxonomy places the organism in Eukaryota, Oomycota, Peronosporomycetes, Peronosporales, Peronosporaceae. The transcript has a single exon. The coding region runs from base 1 to 507 and encodes 168 amino acids. Gene Ontology annotation, molecular function: zinc ion binding; nucleic acid binding.
AUGCACAACCGUGUGAUGAUGACUCGCCGACUCCAUGACUUUAAGAUGGAGGAAGGGACGAUGAUGGCGAAGCACCUCCACAAAUUCGACGAGCUCAUCGUGGGUUUCCAAUCGCUCGGCGAGCCACUGGACGAUGCUAGUCAGUUGGUUAUAUUGCUGAGCAGCCUGUCCAGCGAGUUCGAGUUAAUUUCGUCGAUUAUCGAGAACUCUAAGGACAUCACGCUGAUCGAGGUGAAGGAGAAGUUGCUCGAGGAGUACAAGCGACUGGAAAAGAAGAUAAUGUCAGAGCGCGCGAUGAAGGUCACCUCGGAUGGUGGCAGGGGCAAGAACGGCAAGUUUGUCAAACGCGACAGAAACAACGACCGCAAGAGCAACGGCGCGAAGAAGAAUGGCAAAUUCUGGGGCAACUGCUUUAGUUGUGACCAGGUCGGACACAUGAAGCGGGACUGCCCGAACAAGGUCACCAGUGCCAUGGCUGAUACUGCACUCGAUGUUGGCAAGGAUUGA